This is a messenger RNA of Cydia splendana, 743 nucleotides long. RefSeq lists its product as uncharacterized. The record is from RefSeq and is a predicted model, not a curated record. The coding region runs from base 93 to 635 and encodes 180 amino acids. The transcript has a single exon. NCBI's taxonomy places the organism in Eukaryota, Metazoa, Arthropoda, Insecta, Lepidoptera, Tortricidae.
GCCGAAGCCGAUUCAAACAAACGGCGGUUAUCUUGUCUGUUUAUAUUCGAGAAAAUAAAUAUAUUGUCCUCAAAAGAACAAUAAUCAUCAGAAUGUCUGUGAUUGAAGAAGCAACUGUAAUUGCCCCAUGGGUUGGACCUACAACAAGCAGUAACUUUUUAUCCGUAGUUGUACUAUCAUCAAAUGUUGACAUCAUCGAAAAGAUAUCCAAAGCUCUUACAGAUGUACAUGCCCAGGGAAAUUUCAGGUGGAAACUGACAAUCUUACGUUCUUUCCAUUUAGAAGAAGUCGUGGAACACUCUGAUUUAGUUGGAAGAGUUUCUAUCGACUUUGUUAUACUGGGCUUGGAUACCAGUCGAGUAUUCUGCCUUGAAUGGGCUAAGAAAGUUUUGAUGCAAGUUCACCCUGACCUGAGGAGUCGUCGAGUUAUUCUUGUAAACUCCAGUGGAUUACCACCAAAUUCUAUGGCAGUGAAUGUUGGUGAACUAGUGGCUUUCAAAAGUCAUUUCAAACUUGACAUGAUGACAGCAGAUAUGUUCAAGUCAGACGAUGCAAGGUUCUUGGCGCGACGGCUGCUAAAAUACAUCGAAGUGUCUAUUGGUGUGAAGACUGGAAUACCUAAUUUAAAUGUUUAAAAUUAUGUUUACAUGUUAUUGCAAAUGCAAAAAUCAUAUGAAAAUGACUGAAUUAUGAAAUUAUUACUUCAAAAUAAUUACUUUUAGUAAUUGAUUAGUAAUUAUCAU